AUGAACAACCACAGUGUUCCUCUAUCGCCCGUAUUGCCACUCACAAGUUUUGGAAACGUGUUGGUGUUCCUCUUCAGCAUUCUUCUGGCGACGACCAUCAUUUUUCUCAACUUCUCGGUGCUACUGUCCAUUUUGAUGAACAAAUCGCUGCGCAACGAGAACCGUUUCAUGUUCAUGUUGAGCACCUGCCUGAGUGACAUCUGCUCCGGGGUGUCUUAUUAUUAUGCUGGUGUUCUCGACGUGAGGGACCACUACACCUCUCCCAAUAGAACCUUCUACAUCGUCCCUACAUUCCUCGGGCUGUCAUACAUGGCCAUAAUCGCUGCUCAGGCAGACCGUUACCAUGCGGUGGCUUCUCCUUUCAAAUAUUCCCAACGAAUGACCAGAAACAGGACCCUUCUUGUCAUUCUUGUUUACUGGGUAUAUGCCUUCGUCAUUGUCGCUGUCAACAACCUAGUUCCAGUGGGGACAGCCAAAAGAGUCACUGGCAUCGGUUCGUUCCUGGGGAACAUAUGCACUGUCAUAAUUAUGAUUGGUCUGAAUAUCCGACUGUACUACAUUGCCACGUUUCAGUUGAUGAAGGAGCCGCCCUCCGCAGACAGGGAUGGCAAACGCUCCUCGAUUUAUCUCGUCGUGAUCGUUGCUGUGUUUUUUCUAGGGGCCUGGUUGCCCCUAUUCAUUCACAUUAUUGUGUGUAGUUUCAGCGGCACUACGUGUUAUUCGUUUAAGAACGAAGGCACUGACCCCAUUCGUAUUCUGCCCCGCCUUAACGCCGUGAUCACCCCUGUUCUGUAUACCAGAGGAUGCACUGCGCUCAGAGAAAGUCUUUUCACCCACGUCUGGCGAUCCUGCUGCCGGAGGUGA
Gadus chalcogrammus (walleye pollock) is the source of this 864-nucleotide messenger RNA. RefSeq names its product adenosine receptor A2b-like. Gene Ontology annotation, biological process: G protein-coupled receptor signaling pathway. The record is from RefSeq and is a predicted model, not a curated record. Gene Ontology annotation, molecular function: G protein-coupled receptor activity. NCBI's taxonomy places the organism in Eukaryota, Metazoa, Chordata, Actinopteri, Gadiformes, Gadidae. The coding region runs from base 1 to 864 and encodes 287 amino acids. Gene Ontology annotation, cellular component: membrane. The transcript has a single exon.